AGAAAACAUAUGUAUAAUUUUGGUUAUUUUAAAUUUAUUGAGACUAGUUUUAUGAUACAGAAUAUGGACUUGGUGAGGGAUGUACUUGAAAAAAAGUGUACUUUGGUGGGCAAAGUAUUCUACAGAUGUCAGUUAGGCUUUUUCUUCUUAUUUUUAUUUAUUUAUUUAUUUUGCUCACCUGCUCCAUUAUGUACUAAAAAAAGGGAUAAGAUACCCAACUAUAAUUGUGAACCUGUGUAUUUUUCCUUUCAGUUCUAUCAGUGUUUGCUUUCUGGAGUUUGAAACUCCAUUAUUAGAUGCAAACAUGUUUGAAAUUGUUAAAUCCGCUUGAUGACUUGGUCCUUCCAUCGUUAUAAAAUGACCUAUUUCACCUUUGGUUUUUGUUUAUAAAUCCGCCUUGUCUCAUAUUGAUUUAGCCACCACGACUUAGAUUUGCUUGCUACUUUUCAUACAACCUAACCAUCUCUGCCUCUACGUGGCAUGUUUUAACUAUUUUCAUUUGAUUUAACAUGACUAUAGAUACAGUAGGUUGAAAUCUGUCACCUGGCUGCUUGUUUUCCAUUUGUUUUAUCUGUUCUUUUUUCCAUUUCCCCUAUAUUUUUCUGCAAUUUUUAUAGUGGGUAAUUUUUAGUAAUUCAUUUUAUCUUCAUUGUUGAUCUUUUAAUCAUAUGUAUUUGCUUUAUUAUUUUUAGUGUUUGUUCUAGGAUUAACAAUUUGCAUACCUUAACUUAUCUGACUCUACCUUCAAAUAAUAUUACAUCCUGUUAAGGAGAGCAUAAUAAUUUUCCAACAGUAUGCUUUCCUUCCUGUGUCCUAGCCUUUCUGCUAUUGUCAUCGUAUAUUUUACUUCUGCUUGUUAUAAACCCCACAAUGCAUUGUUAUUAUUUUCGCUAUAGAGUCAGUUAUCUUCUAAAGAGAUUAGAGAUAUAUUUUAUACCUUUCCACAUAUUUUCCAUUUGGGUACUUGUCAUUUCUUUGGGUAUCUCCAAACUUUCCUCUGAUAUCACUUUCCUUUAAUAUUUCUUUUAGUACAAAGCUGCUGGUGAUUAAGUUUUUCUGAUGUUCAUCUGUGUGCAAAUUUAUUGUUUCACCUUCAUGUUUGAACAAUAUUUUCACUAGGUGUAGAAUUUUGGCUUGACAGUGUUUCACCCCCUUGCAGGACUUUAAAGGGUCUCUUCAUUAACUUCGGGCACAUGCAUGGUUCUCUGAGAGGUUGGGAUCUUUGGUGGUCUCUAUGGAUUCUUCUGUGUUCAGUAAGGUCUCGGGGGAGAACUCAAAGAUUCCCAGAUCAGUAUCAAGGUCAUAGUACAGGACACAUUGAUGGACAUUGAGAAACUUGUUAGUGUGGCUUUCUCUACAUUUGUAGCCAAACCAGUUGGAAAAGAAAAGAUUCACUUAAAACCAGUCAUACUUCUAACUGAACAAGAUCAAGUGGAGCAUACUCUGGCUUCUGAGAGAAGGAAAGUUCGGUUACAACAUGAAGAUACUUUUAACAACUUAAUGAAGGAAAGUAGCAGUUUGGAAGAUCCUGCUUGUGAUGAAGAGGAAGGGACCGUGGCCACCAGGGGCACUGCUGUUCAGAGCAUUGAACUUGUACUGCCACCCCACGCAAACCAUCACGGGAACACAUUUGGUGGCCAGAUUAUGGCUUGGAUGGAGACAGUGGCAACUAUUUCUGCAAGCCGCCUGUGUAAGGGGCAUCCCUUUCUGAAGUCUGUGGACAUGUUUAAGUUCCGGGGACCAUCUACAGUCGGAGACCGUCUUGUCUUCAACUCCAUUGUCAACAAUACAUUUCAGACCUGUGUGGAGGUUGGAGUACGCGUGGAGGCCUUCAACUGUCAGGAAUGGUCCGAAGGCCGAGGCCGCCACAUCAACAGUGCCUUUCUCAUUUAUAAUGCUGUUGAUGAUAAGGAAGAACUCAUCGUCUUCCCCAGAAUUGAACCCAUUUCAAAGGAUGAUUUUAGACGCUAUCGGGGAGCUAUUGCACGCAAGAGAAUACGCCUUGGCAGGAAAUACGUUAUUUCUCACAAAGAAGAAGUUCCACUCUGCAUACAGUGGGAUGAAAGCAAGCAGGUAUCGUUGAGUAACGGCAAUGUGGAGGCAUUCAGAAAGCUGGCGGCUAAAAGGGGCUGGGAGGUUAUCAGCUCUUCAAAAAAGAUAAAAAUAUAUACUCUGGAAGAGCAAGAUGUUUUAUCUGUUUGGGUUGAAAAACAUGUGAAAAGCCCAGCAAACUUGGCUUAUUGUCUCUUGUCGGACUUUACAAAGCGACCACUGUGGGACCCCCAUUACAUGUUCUGUGAAGUCAUAGACAGGGUGAACGAGAAUGAUCAAAUAUAUUACAUCAUCUGUUCUGAGGUCAAUAGUGACAAACCCAAAGACUUCAUAGUACUUGUAUCACGAAGAAAGCCUCUCAAAGAUGGCAACACCUACAUGGUGGCAGCCAAGUCAAUCAUCCUGCCAUCAGUCCCACCGUCUCCACAGUACAUCAGGAGUGAAGUCAUAUGUGCUGGAUUUCUUAUCGAGGCUAUUGAUAGUACUUCAUGCACUGUGUCUUACCUUAACCAGAUGUCAGCUAGCAUCCUUCCAUACUUCGCUGGAAAUCUUGGUGGCUGGUCAAAAUCCAUUGAAGAAGCAGCAGCCUCUUGUAUUAAAUUCAUAGAGAAUGCUACUGAUGAUGGACCUAUCAGUGGACUUUAAGUGGUCAACUUUCAGUUACUUGCAGUUUAAUUUCCUACUCUUAAUUCUAAGUGCCUUCGUCCUGACACUUGACAAAUUUGGGGGCCACAGAAUGAUUUAAUAUGAGCUUAAACAAAAUGCAGUUAAGAAGAAAUGUAUAUCAAACCGAAAUGUAUAUCAAGUUUAAUCCUAGUGAUUUGGAUUAGCAUUAAAAGAGCUUUAAAACUGUUAUAGAUGAUCUGUGGCUCUGCCUCUUCUAGCAGCACAGAUACUGGAAAAUUGCCUGGAUGCAGUGUCACAUGUUGUGUAAAAUGGUACAAAUAUAGUUAAAAAUCAUCAUAAACAUGUUUAGGUUACAGAGGCACAAUGAGCUUGAAAUUUCAUAAAACAUAAAAUGCUGAUCUGCUGUAGGUUGAUUUAACGUGUGGUGGCAUCUCAUGUGCAGCAGGUAUCUGCAAGUCAGGAGCACCUGACAAGAUGUAUUACAUGUUUUAGAGCUUUAAAUUAUGAAGGCAUUAAAACGUAAUGGAAUCCAAUCAAUUUUAGUAAUAGGAAAUACUUUACUAGUGUCAUUUUACAUAUAUUCAAGGUGGCUGGCCAAUUUAGUAUCUAUUGCUAUAUAUACACACACAAAGUACCUGCAAGAUGUGAUAUUGCAGAGAAAGUGAGUAUUAACUGAGCUCUUCUUUCAUAAUCAUUACAUUAGCACUUUAUUAGGGGAUAGACUUUGACAUUCAUUAUUCCACUCUAGAAUUUGUCUUAACGCUUAAGACAAAGAAGAAUGUGUCAAGUCAGCCUCCUUUAACCGACAACUUUUAUAAGUUGUUGAAGGAGUUGUGCAUUAGUGUUCAGAGGACUUACCAGGUGGAACUCAUCCUGGUGUUGGUUUUCCAAGGCUCUACCCCUGCUCCCACCUGUCUAAACACACAGUCUGUAGCAGGUCAUAAGUAGUUUUACUUACUUUUACACUUAAAGUAUUUUUAUUUGUCAAGAGAUUUUUAAGAAUGUGAAAAUUUUGCAUAUGUGAAUUUUGGACUGUGCUGCAAUUUUAUGAAUUAGCACUUAUAUAUAAUAUGAAGCAUAGAUAUAUAGAUGAAGAUGAUUAUUCAUUACCUUCAGAAGUAAAAAAUUUGAGAAUAUUUUUAUAUUAAAUAGGUAAAAAAUAGUAAUGAAGGGGUUACAUUACAUUAAAAUUUUGUAUGCUGAAAUUUUAGACUUCUCCAAUUAAGAUACUUAUAAAUGCUGUCUGCCUAGCCUCAACUUUUGAGUUUAUAUUUUUUAAAAACUUUUUCCUGAACAGAAAUAUUGUGAGGAUGAAGGAGUAAAGUGACUUCAGCUGCUUCACGCUGAGACAUAAAGAUGUUGCUUACUCUCAUUUACGGUAGUCUCACCUUAGCCCUGGGAGAUACGUUCUAAGACCCCUGGGGAUGCCUGAAUCCACUGAUAAUGCUGAACCCUGUCCUAUGUGUGUUCCUGUAUAUACAUACCUGUGAUAAAAGGCUUAGUUGACAAAUGAGACACAAUAAGAGGUUAGAAACAAUAACUAAUGAUCAAAUAGAACAAUUUAACAAUAUAUUGUAAUAAAAGUUAAGUGAAUGUGGU
Messenger RNA from Ictidomys tridecemlineatus (thirteen-lined ground squirrel), 4278 nucleotides. It is a transcript of the gene Acot12, whose product is annotated as acyl-CoA thioesterase 12. The record is from RefSeq and is a predicted model, not a curated record. Gene Ontology annotation, biological process: acetyl-CoA metabolic process. Gene Ontology annotation, cellular component: cytosol; cytoplasm. NCBI's taxonomy places the organism in Eukaryota, Metazoa, Chordata, Mammalia, Rodentia, Sciuridae. Gene Ontology annotation, molecular function: lipid binding; acetyl-CoA hydrolase activity.